Messenger RNA from Eruca vesicaria subsp. sativa (arugula), 576 nucleotides. Lineage: Eukaryota; Viridiplantae; Streptophyta; Magnoliopsida; Brassicales; Brassicaceae. The record is from the annotation of a GenBank genome assembly.
AUGUGUCGAGGUAUUAUGGAACUAUCAAAUGCCUUGAUAUAUGGAGACAGAUUGUACUGUGGUUCCGCUGAAGUAGCUAAUGCCACACUUGUUCUUUCUACUUCCACUUCUAAAUCGCCAUGGCUUAGAAAGGUUCUGGAGCCAACCAAAACAGUUGUAUUUAUUAAUACAGAUAUGCUGCGUGCUUUCGAAGCCAGGGAUCAAAAUGCGAUCAACAAUCCAGUUGAAGCUUCCAUAAUAGCUGAGAUUGUGGAGGAGCUAGUUAACAAUGGAGUAGAUAGUAAAGAUAUUGGAAUCAUUACUCCUUAUAACUCACAAGCGAGCCUCAUUCAACACGCAAUGCCAACGGCGUCUGUGGAGAUACAUACUAUUGACAAGUAUCAGGGAAGAGAUAAAGACUGCAUAAUAGUAUCCUUUGUGAGAUCACGGGAGAAACCAAGGAGCUCUGGUUCUUCACUGCUGGGGGAUUGGCAUAGGAUCAACGUUGCUUUGACACGAGCAAAGAAAAAGUUGAUAAUGGUGGGAUCACAAAGAACAUUAUCAAAAGUUCCACUUCUGAUGCUUCUGCUGAAGAAG